Lotus japonicus is the source of this 708-nucleotide messenger RNA. Its product is annotated as FBD-associated F-box protein At3g52670-like. The transcript has 3 exons. Lineage: Eukaryota; Viridiplantae; Streptophyta; Magnoliopsida; Fabales; Fabaceae. Bases 1 to 708 code for a protein of 235 amino acids. The record is from RefSeq and is a predicted model, not a curated record.
AUGGGUGUUCGUGAUUUUGAUUUUGGGUCGAUUCAUCUUCCCAACCUCAGAACUCUUCAUUUGAGAAAGGCUAUUUUUAAUAAAAGGGAGGAUUUCAACAAAAUUCUUUCUGGGUGUCCCAACCUUGUGGAUUUGUAUGCUCCAGUUCUCUUUGUAGACUACAAUUACAUUAGAGGGUAUGCAACCUUGCCCAUGUUGGAGAAAGCAUGUUUCCAUGCAUUGGAUGUUCCUUUCACUACAAUUUAUAAUGUUGAGUUUCUACGCAUAGAAUUGAUGGAACGGAGAUUCAUUGAGAAAGACCUAAACUCCCACUUCAGAGGAAUGCUCGUGUUGCGAAACUUAAUAAGCAUUGAGCUAUGCUUUUAUAUCUUUACUGGCUGGGAUGAUGUAGUGGAAUUGCUCCCUUAUUGUCCCAAGCUCCAAUCUCUUGUAAUUGAAAGGCCACAUCAUGAUUGCCAGAGAUAUAACAAAGAAAAAUGGGCAUUUACAGAGCCUGUUCCAGAAUGUUUUUCAUUACAUCUUAGAACAUGUUCUAUUCAGAACUAUCAAAGCCGGAAUGAUGAUUUUAAAUUUGUAGAAUUUAUCUUGCAGAAUGCGAGCUUUUUACAAGUGAUGACACUUCACAAUGAGCGUUAUACGAAGGAAGAUGAAAAGCAAGCGGGUUUUCAAACAUUUAUCCCAUUGUCUGAGGAUCUCUCCGGCAUGUAA